Molecule: messenger RNA, 1014 nt
Organism: Suncus etruscus (white-toothed pygmy shrew)
Lineage: Eukaryota; Metazoa; Chordata; Mammalia; Eulipotyphla; Soricidae
Gene: SFRP2
Product: secreted frizzled related protein 2
Exons: 3
Coding region: 71-955 (294 amino acids)
Biological process (GO): canonical Wnt signaling pathway; non-canonical Wnt signaling pathway; negative regulation of canonical Wnt signaling pathway
Molecular function (GO): Wnt-protein binding
Source: RefSeq, a predicted model, not a curated record
GCCCCGCGUUUCCCCGCGCCCUCGCCCCCUCGCCCCCCACCACCGCCCCUCCGGGGGUCGCGCGCCCACGAUGCCGCAGGGUCCCGGCUCGCUGCUGCUGCUCGCGCUCGCCUCGCACUGCUGCCUGGGCUCGGCGCGCGGGCUCUUCUUCGGGCAGCCUGACUUCUCCUACAAGCGCAGCAACUGCAAGCCCAUCCCCGCCAACCUGCAGCUGUGCCACGGCAUCGAGUACCAGAACAUGCGGCUGCCCAACCUGCUGGGCCACGAGACCAUGAAAGAGGUGCUGGAGCAGGCCGGAGCCUGGAUCCCGCUGGUCAUGAAGCAGUGCCACCCGGACACCAAGAAGUUCCUGUGCUCGCUCUUCGCCCCCGUCUGCCUCGACGACCUGGACGAGACCAUUCAGCCGUGCCACUCGCUCUGCGUCCAGGUGAAGGACCGCUGCGCCCCGGUCAUGUCCGCCUUCGGCUUCCCCUGGCCGGACAUGCUCGAGUGCGACCGCUUCCCCCAGGACAACGACCUCUGCAUCCCCCUCGCGAGCGGCGAUCACCUCCUGCCGGCCACCGAGGAAGCUCCAAAGGUAUGUGAAGCUUGCAAAAGUAAAAAUGAGGAUGACAACGAUAUUAUGGAAACACUUUGUAAAAAUGAUUUCGCACUAAAAAUAAAAGUGAAGGAGAUAACCUACAUCAACAGAGAUACCAAGAUCAUCCUGGAGACCAAGAGCAAGACCAUCUAUAAGCUGAACGGUGUGUCUGAGAGGGACCUGAAGAAAUCCGUGCUGUGGCUUAAGGACAGCUUGCAGUGCACCUGCGAAGAGAUGAAUGAUAUCAAUGCACCCUACCUGGUCAUGGGACAGAAGCUGGGUGGAGAGCUGGUGAUCACCUCGGUGAAACGGUGGCAGAAGGGGCAGAGAGAGUUCAAGCGCAUCUCCCGCAGCAUCCGCAAGCUGCAGUGCUAGUCCCACAGGCUGGGUUUCAGCCACUCCCAACAGGCCUGGUCUGAGCCGCUGACACUCCG